This is a messenger RNA of Phytophthora megakarya, 2403 nucleotides long. The record is from the annotation of a GenBank genome assembly. Lineage: Eukaryota; Oomycota; Peronosporomycetes; Peronosporales; Peronosporaceae.
AUGACGCUCAAGAUCAUGGGGAAUUCAGCGGUCGUCAUGAACACAGUCACGAGAGAUCCCGAGGAACCUGAGACCCAUCCUGAGCCAGUAGGAGAGGCCCAUCCUGACUUGCAUCCAGAAGUUGAGACGCUGGAGCCAGAGAGUAUGGCAAAUGUCGAGAAUAACGCUCAGGUCCUUGGACCUGGAUGUGCAGUCACAGACGAGCUGUUCGACACCGGUUCAAGGCUGGAGGCAGAAUAUGAUCGAGUAGUGCGAGUCUCUGCGGAGGAACUGGACCUAGAGCCUGCUGUGUAUCUCAGGGAAGGAAGUGAUUUGAUGGCGCAGUUACGAGACCAACUUUUCAUGCUCCCGGAAAUUGAGGAACUGACCCCAGAUACCGGGGGUCACAACUCCAGAUAUGGAAGCCAAGAUGAGAAGGAUCCUGAAACGCCAUCGCAGCAUCUUUCUGAGAGAUGGCAACGCAGCUCAGCCCCGGCUAGGGGCGUAGUGUGUGACAUCGACGUCGGUGAAGCAAAACCAGUGGCUUUACGUGCGAGACAGAUUGGCGCACCUUUCUUGGUGAAAGUGUUUGAACUCCUGAAGAAGUUCUUGGAGGCAGAGAUCAUUGAGCAUUCAGAGUCCGAGUGGUCAUCACCUAUUGUGAUUGUGCUGAAGCAAGACGGCAUAGACAUCCGGAUGUGUAUUGACUACCGACUUAUGAAUCUGCUCAUCAAGCUAUGUCGCUAUCCUCUACCUUUAAUCGAUGACCUGUUAGUAGACUUCAAAUCCGCGAUGUGGUUUAUGGGUCUCGAUAUGGCGAGUGGAUUCUGGGCGGUGCGAAUGACUGAACGUGCGAAUUUGAUCUCUGCGUUCGUCUACCCGUUUGGCCAUUUUCAAUGGCUCGGGAUGCCUUUUAAAUUGAAGAAUGCGCCGUUAAUUUAUCAGAGCAUCAUCAACAACUGUCUGUGGGGAUUCGUCCGUUUACCUCCUGAAGAGGAAGCGAAGGUUGACUCAGAAGUUCUGGAGUUCCUGAAUCUCGAGCCUCAAGAAGCUCUGAGACCUGAAAUAUGCGGGACCCAGAGAAUGGACAUUACGGUUUUCCGACGCAAUAUUCCGGCUCCGUCACAAAUGGGUCCGUUCCUAGGAAGAAUCUCGUAUAUUGACGACAUCGCUCAUGGGGCGCCGACCUGGGACCAACUAUGUGAGGACUUGGACGUGUUGUUGUACAGACUACGAUACUGGAAUAUCUCUUCCUUCUUAGGAAGUCUGACUUAUUACAACAAGUUUAUUGAAGCCUUUCCAGUAGUUGCCGCUGUGCUCUACGAACUAGACAAAGAACAUGUAUGCGCUGGAUGGAACUUGGAAGCCGCAAAGGAGUCGUUCGAGAUACUGAAACGUAAGAUCGUGUCGACCCCGUUGCUGCGACAUCCAGAUAUGACUAAGCCUUUCGUGAUUAUCCUGCAUGCUAACCCGUGGGCGGCGUGUGCAGCCCUGGAUCAGGCGCUUGAAAGCCUCAUACAUCAAGUACGAUUUACUGGUAGGGUGUUGAAGCAAUCAGAGCUACGUUACCACAUAGCUGAGAAGGAAGUGCUCGCAAUCUUGCGGACUCUGGAGUUAUUGAAGUCCAACACUGCGGAUGGACAACAACCAACGUGGGGGCUGGAACUAUCAAGAUGGACACUGGAAAUCCAUCCGACUCAGAAAGAUGAGGACGGCCUUGCGGCCAUCCUUGAGUCUGGUAUUACUCUCAGGGAACAUUUAGAUGAAGUUGCAGAAACCCUGAUUCCCGCCAAGGGGCGUCUGAAAGUGAUGCCUCCAGGGAGUCUGGAAAUGUUGGAAGAAGACUACCAAGGCUACGUUCCGAGUUUUGAUGGCGCUGCGAAGGUCUCUACUCGCCGGGGAAGUUGUAGAUGCAUAGUGUGGAAGCUGCCAGGGUUGCAGAUUGUGAAAGCUGAAGGACACAUCCUUGAAGGUGUGACGGUCAAUGAUGCUGAUUACCAUGAUCUAAUUCUAGGACUAAAGCUCGCUAUGAAGUACGCUGUCAAGGAGCUUGUGGCAGUCGGUGAUUCCCGAAUCGUCGUCCAACAGGCUCAGGGUCUGAUUAAUCGCAACCAGCCCAACCUGCAACGACGCUUAGCUGAGCAUGAAGAUCUCAGGAAGAAUUUUGUGUCGGUUAAGCUGAUUCAUGUUAAACGUGAAUUUAACCAAGCAGCCGACUACUUGACCUCUAACACUAUUGUGCUUGGAGAAUCCUUGGAGCUCGAUGACCCCGAUGAGAUAGUGCGUCGACGUCUCGUAUCGAGAAUCCUUGAAAAGACCAUGAAGCCUUCAGAAAUCCCAAGCACCCCUGCGACUGAUGCGGUUUGUUCAGACCGAACCAAACUCGGAGUAGAGAAUCUGAUGCUGGGAUACCAGAGUCUUUAG